CUUUGUAUUUCUUUCUUGGACUUCAAAUCUUGGACCUUUAAGCAUGUCUCACGAGCACUUGCAAGCGGAUUGUAUCUUUUGUAAAAUUAUUCGUGGUGAGAUUCCUUCAUUCAAAAUCACCGAAACUGACAAAAGUUAUGCCUUUCUUGAUAUCAACCCUUUGAGUGAAGGUCACGCUCUUAUUAUUCCUAAAUACCAUGCAGAGUAUUUCCAUCAAGUACCUGAUGAUGUUCUCGCUGAUAUGCUUCCUCUUGCCAAGAAGGUUGCUCUCGCAAUCGGUUUAGAAGGCAAUCAGUAUAAUUUACUACAAAAUAAUGGACGUAUGGCACAUCAGGAGGUUUUCCAUGUCCAUUUCCAUAUUAUCCCUAAGCCUGAUACCGAAAAGGGUCUCAAGAUAGGAUGGCCUCAGAUGAAGGUAUCUAAGGAAGACCUUGAAAAGACUUACAACCGCAUCAAAAUUGAUUAAAAAUUGACAGCUGAUUUCAUAUGGGCAUACUGAAUAAA
Molecule: messenger RNA, 504 nt
Organism: Mycotypha africana
Lineage: Eukaryota; Fungi; Mucoromycota; Mucoromycetes; Mucorales; Mycotyphaceae
Product: HIT-like domain-containing protein
Exons: 7
Coding region: 44-466 (140 amino acids)
Biological process (GO): nucleotide metabolic process
Molecular function (GO): catalytic activity
Source: RefSeq, a predicted model, not a curated record